This is a messenger RNA of Ceratina calcarata, 5833 nucleotides long. It is a transcript of the gene spas, whose product is annotated as spastin. Gene Ontology annotation, cellular component: microtubule cytoskeleton. NCBI's taxonomy places the organism in Eukaryota, Metazoa, Arthropoda, Insecta, Hymenoptera, Apidae. The transcript is spliced from 7 exons. The record is from RefSeq and is a predicted model, not a curated record. The coding region runs from base 714 to 2858 and encodes 714 amino acids. Gene Ontology annotation, molecular function: microtubule severing ATPase activity; ATP binding; ATP hydrolysis activity.
GAACAAAGUAUCAAUAUAUGUUUAUCGAAUUUGAAAGUACCACGUUGACAACAGUAUACAACGCAGACAUCUAAAUAUACGCAUGUGCACGUCCACACGACGCAAGAGCGCAAGUGCAUUGUUGAAGUAAUCUAUUUCGUGUCGACUGCACUGACUGAUAGGUAUAGAUAUAUACAUAUAUCUCCUCGAUGCAUACAUGUUAGACGAAGUAAAUGGCAAGGUGCACGUAGAACGAGUAUGUCUCUGUCUUCAUGUGUGUAUGUAUGUACAUAUUUUGUAUACACGAUUUUGUAAAAGGCAGCGCUCGUCGAUGUUUGUAAAUUCAUUGUUGUUCAUCGAUGUUCCGUGUUGAACGCGCACCGAAACAAGCAAUGGUGAAGAAGAACGCGAACCUCGCUGAUUCGCUCGAGACUCAUCGAUUCGUAACAUCACGGAAUUCCGAAUCCUGUCGUUCUCGUCUUGCUUCAUUCUCGCCUGUCGCUCCUGUUUGUCAGUGAAAACUGAAAACGAUCGAAACACUGGAAACACGCGACGCACCUCCAAGCAAAAACGAAACAUGUUUACGAACAAAACGAUAUAAGACAAUUCAAAAGUCGUUCGUCGAUUAUCUACGUGUAACACGUUUUGGGAAUGUCAGAAUGUUCGACUCGGCUUCUAUUUGUCGAUAAAGAGUGUACCGCGUACCGUACGAAUUCAAAGAUCUCCGAUAGGAAAUGUCUUACAGCGAUGGCGGGCGUCCAAUACGAAAGUACGGCACCAAGUCGCCGAAAAAGCUUUGCGUGACGAAGAAUGAGAAUAGCGAUAAAACGAUAACCACCAUCAACUGCAGUAAUCAUCAUCACAAUCAUUACCAUCAUAGCCACCGCUUUCUCGACGCCCCUCAGCCGUCGGUACACAAACGUAAUCUCUAUAUUGUUUCAUACCCUUUGAUAGUGCUUUUCAAUGUUCUGAGAACGCUUCUCUAUCAGUUGUACGUGGUGUUUAAGUAUUUGUACACAUCCACGUCUCAGCUGAUCCAGCGGAGACAAGCUUACAAGCAGACCUGCCAGCUGGAGGUCGUAGUUGGCCAGAAGUCGGGCGACAGUUUGACGAAUAACAAUUUAACUGCGACCGGGCAGACAGAGAACGACGGGAUGUCGCAAGUACCUAGAAGAUCCAUCGGCCCUGGCCCAGGAGAUCCUUUACUUGCUAAACAGAAGCAUCAUCAUCGUAGAGCGUUCGAAUUCAUCAGUAAGGCACUGAAGAUUGACGAGGACAAUGAAGGUCAGAAGGAAAUGGCAAUUGAACUUUACAAGAAGGGAAUCGGCGAGUUGGAAAAAGGGAUCGCCAUCGAAUGCAACGGUGGCCGUGGGGAAGUAUGGGAACAUGCACAAAGACUUCACGAUAAAAUGCGCACGAAUUUGGCUAUGGCAAAGGACAGGCUCGACUUCCUUGUGAGUGUGUGUGAGCUGAAAAAACUGGAUAUCUCCGAUGAAUAUCGUACAUCUGGAAGUAAAAUGGACAACGAACAUCCGGGCAAGAAUCUGAGGGCCCGACGUAACAUGCACACGUUACAAACGACUCGGUCUCCUUUGAAUACAAAUCACAACACUAAAAACACAAACAGUACACAAACAGUGAACGUAGGGCAGAAUACAUGCACCCAAAUUCCCAAGUUAAGGCCACGCUCUCCAAAAAAUUAUUCUGCCCAUUCCGAAGCAUCGGGGAGAAAAUUAUCCGUUCCUGGAAAACGAAUGGGUACAGCGAUCAGCAAGAGUCAAACGUUACCGCGUAGCAUGGGUCGUUCGACGUCGGUUCAACCUUGCCACCGAGUCACCCCCAUAAAACCAUCGUCCACACCACCGUCGGUGAAGAGACAAUUGUCCGUACCUGGAAAUGGUUCGCCUAUCAGAAGACCAGGAACCCCUACCGCGUCGAACAGUAACAGAGGAACGCCAACGCGGAAAGCACCGAUCCUAAAGGGUAUAGAUCCGAAGCUCGCGCAAGUUAUCUUGGACGAAAUUUUAGAAGGAGGAACAGCCGUGCACUGGGAGGAUAUCGCUGGGCAAGACACCGCGAAACAGGCACUGCAGGAAAUGGUCAUUUUGCCAUCGUUAAGACCAGAAUUGUUCACUGGCUUAAGGACGCCUGCGAGAGGGUUACUACUGUUCGGUCCGCCGGGGAACGGGAAGACAUUACUCGCUCGCGCCGUGGCUACUCAGUGCAAUGCCACGUUCUUCUCGAUAUCCGCUGCUAGUCUCACGUCGAAGUACGUGGGGGAAGGAGAGAAACUGGUACGAGCUCUUUUCGGCAUAGCGCGGGAACUACAGCCGUCUGUGAUCUUUAUCGACGAAGUAGAUUCACUGUUGAGCGAACGUAGAGAUAACGAACACGAAGCCUCGAGGCGAUUGAAAACAGAAUUCUUGGUCGAAUUCGAUGGUUUGCCGUGCAAUCCAGAGGAGAGGGUGCUAGUCAUGGCUGCUACUAACAGGCCUCAAGAAUUGGACGAAGCCGCUUUGAGGAGAUUCACGAAACGAGUAUACGUUACGUUGCCAGAUUUGCGAACAAGGAUCACGUUACUCAAACGGCUUCUAGCUAAACACAAUGACCCGUUGACAACGAUCGAACUGAACGAAAUGGCAGUUCUGACCGAGGGAUAUUCGGGAAGCGAUUUGACGGGUCUAGCGAAAGACGCGGCUCUCGGUCCUAUCAGAGAACUGAAUCUAGAUCAAGUGAAGGAACUGGAUCUUAAUUCUGUGCGCAACAUAACGAUGCAAGACUUUCGUGAUUCGCUUAAAAGAAUACGCAGAUCGGUAUCGCCCGCGAGUCUAGCCGCUUACGAGAAGUGGAGCUUCGAAUACGGCGACGUAAGUCUAUGAUCAUUAAGUCGAUCGAAGUACGAGCCUCGAGGUAUGCGAUCUACGCUAACAAAGAUAUUUGAUGCGAUCAGUGAACGAAGACGUAACGAUGGAACACGCUACAAGAACGAUCUUCUGCGAUAUUAAUUAUUAAAGAGUGUACAUAUUUAGCAGCUUUUACAUUUUCUAAUCCACUUUACAAACGACAACAUCUAUACACGAAAAAGAAAAAGAGAAAAUGUUAUGACAUUGCAAAAGGCACUCUCGCUAAAUAAUGUUUUUUAAAAUCGUCUUACAGCAUUGAAACGCUGUGACAUUAAUAGCUUUAUACUAAAGAAUGAUAUAUAUAUAACACAUUCCAUACUCCAUCCAGUAAUCAGGUAUCAUAGAUUUACGUAAGUUCUAAUUUAACGAUGUUGAUAGUUAGAAUUCUGGUGUUCGUAGUUGCACGGUCCAUGUAGUUUUCUAUUUAUUCGUUUCGUACAUAGGAGUAACUGUCAAUUUUAAUUUGAUUAAGUCGUUAAUUUAUUUUGUACUGUUGUCUAAACGUGUCAUCACAGUUGAAACUAGUCUAAGCUGCAACAAGAAGGAACACGCGCGUAGUUAACAAUUGUAACGUACACUGUACGUCGAAGGGAAUAACGUAUAUGUUUAAUCAUUGCUCGAGCACAAUUAAAUCGAACGAUUUUAGUUAGGGAAGACUGCAUUUGCACACGAAACAGCACACGUCCAGUCAGAUAAUAAAAUAAUUAACGUAAUCGGGUAUGAACAAAUUAACUAUUGCUGUAGUCGCGUUCAGCGAAACUGAGCAUAAAAAGAAGGGACAAGAAUCUGUAGAUCUUGUACGAGCACGUGCUAAAAGUCGGAGGGACGCGAAUUCUUUAAAUAGACGUACUGCGUGGAAUGCGUCAACGUACUUGGAAAAAGCAUUGCAAUCAUCAUCCUUGUUGCGUUUAGUGAUAUUCGGUUAAUUAUCGUUGAAACAAAGCGAUGCGAUUAAACUGUAGUUAACGACGGAGGUGGGCAUGUAAUGAAUCGAUUCCUUGAUUUUAUGAGAUUUCUAUGAGACAACGAAUUGCGAGUACAUUCGAACUCCGCGAAAUGAAAAAUGUCCGUUAUAGUUAUAGAUAAAGAAGAAGAGAGAAUAACGUUACGAUAAAAGUAUAUUGCAAAUAUCGUGUUGCGUACAAUGAAACCUUUUGAUAUUUAUCUAUCGCUUAAAAUGCUCAAAUAAAAUGUGAUUGUGCUUAUACGAUAUAAUCGCUGAUUAAACGUAAAAAAGAAACGCGUUCGUUGCAAGGGUAUAACGAUAAGAGCGUCGAUGUUAGUCAAUAUUGUUUUAUGUUAGAAUUACAAAUCCCCCGAGUUCGUUCGUCGACGCGAAAGAGAACCGGGGAAAUAUAAUUAAUUGCUGCACGUUGUAACGCGUUAAAAAUUUAUUUUCAAUGACGACAAUGCAACGAGUUCAAAGCUUGUCCGAUGUGACCGACGGUUCAUAGCGGUCGAAGGUGAUAGUAAUUGCACCUAUGUACGCAGCAUCUAUGUGAGGUAUACGUCUCACUUUCAACACGCGAUUCGAUGAGAGGAACGUUGCUCGUUCCACUUGUUAGAAUCUCUAACAUCGGUUACAAUUAUUAAUAUAACAUAAUGGUAGUAGUAAAGAGUAAUAGCGUUCCCAAACGCGCAAUGUCACGCGCUUCUUUCUGUCGAGCUACAAACAAUGAUGCCAAAUAAGUUCUCAGUUCUAGACUUUGCAUCAUUACAAUGUAAACGAUCGUAUUAAGUUUAGCCGAUUGAUUUGAUAGAACUAGAUGAAUUAUCGACCGGCGUUUAGGUGAAUAUCGUUUACGUUGCAAGAAUUUAGUGCCAACCAUAAUUAAGUUUUACUCAUUGCUGUUCUCCACGAAUCUUUAUGCUCUCGCCUCACGCGAAAUUCGUUUGCGUCAAAUGAUCUCUUGCACGCUUCAGGAGAAACUACUCGUUAACUGAAUUUUUUUCGACGAUCUUGCACGACACAGACUGUUAUCAACGUAUGGGUAUACACAUGUUUAAAACCCUGGCCUUCCAUAUUGAAAAACACGCUCAGCCUCGAUUAAGUUAUUUUGCUACUUUUAUAAUGACUUGUAACAGAGACUCUCUGAGAAUAUUAUAAGCGAAAUAAUAACGCUAAUGUUAAUUGUUGCUACUCAAUGGUAAUGAGACGUGGAUGGGUCGUUAAUGAAACGUCUGCAUAAGUUAAGUUCUCUCGACGUAAUUACUCUGUAAUUGUAAUGAACCUCCAACGAUCUUCCUUCUCUGGACGUUGCAAAUGUUCGAGCGUCGAUCUCGCGUAACGUUAACUUUAAAAGAGAUUCAUAUCACUCACGAUAUAUGCUCUUUUUAUAUGCACGUUUUCUAAAAUGAUAACGACCGCUAGUAGAAUAAGUCGUGAUUUAUUUAAUAAAUCGUAACAGAUUUGUAAAACUCAGUUUCAUUUCGAUGAACUACGUUCAUCUUCGUAGCAGUGGACGUUUUCACCUACUACUUAUAAUAAUUUCCAACAGUAUUAUAAAUCGUCUAAGGGAAAGUACGUUCGACAAAUUUAGACGACGAUUGUAGAUCGCAAACUGAAGAUUUUCGUUGAACAGUUGCCUUUUUAAUAACAUUAUAUCGUAGCGUUCUCUCCGCUGACAGAAAAUAACAGAUACACACGUUUAAUUAACGUUGAUCUUACUCGGUGACGUCGUACAAUUAAAUCGUAUCUUUCAAAUGUGGAACUGAAUAGUUAUACAUAUGUAGUCACCUGUGUUGUACAGAGUACAGAGAUACGAGACGAUCUCUGUUCACGUAUCUUGCUGGUGUGUGUGAUUGCUUGAGAAAGAAAACUGAGGAACGCAUGUAAUCGUUUGUAACAAUGAUUUGUACAGUACAAACUAUUCUAGCGCAUUUCGUGUAACGAGAAAGGAAUGCUACGAACCUUCCACGUAAUAAACCGACUCUGUUGUCGUUCACUAAUU